AUGGGCACAGGCGGAGGGGGAGGGAACGAGGGACUCCACCGGCAGGCAUCGCACGCUUUCGCGGGUCUCAUGCUGGUUCAAUCCUUCCCAUUCUCACAGCCGUCGAGCCAGGCCGAAUGCCAACAAUCGGUCCUGCAGCAUGCUCUAAUCGAUGCCCAGACAGACACUGGCCACGGGAAACGCGGCGGGCGUAGAGCCGCUUCCCCCGUCACUCCAUUGGUCGACCCUCAGACAUCUACCACGCUAACAAUCGGUCGUCGUCGAAAUUCGCCUCAUCUAUCCGUCAGCGCUGCGGCCGCGUUCAUCCGCCUCAUCUAUGAUGGCCAUCUAUCAACUACCCGAGCCAGGCGGGGAGUGCUGGGCACUGCAGUCAAAUAUAAUGCCGUGUUCCAGUGA
Molecule: messenger RNA, 396 nt
Organism: Penicillium lagena
Lineage: Eukaryota; Fungi; Ascomycota; Eurotiomycetes; Eurotiales; Aspergillaceae
Exons: 2
Coding region: 1-396 (131 amino acids)
Source: RefSeq, a predicted model, not a curated record